GCAGGGCUACUGCCGGACUACCGUUAGAUGAACCCAGAUGAACCAUAAACGGGCGGCGUUGUUACAGCGUCUGCCAUUUUGAUUAGAAUUAAGUUAAAGCUACUUCCCGAGAUAUUGUAGUAGCCUUCUUUAAAUCAAGGCUACAGUCUUGUGGGCAAAAUGCUUUCCGCAGCCCAGUUACUCGAUGAGUUAAUGGGCCGAGAUAGAAACUUGGCCCCUGACGAGAAGCGAUCCAACGUGCGAUGGGACGAUGAGACCGUAUGCAGAUACUACCUAUGCGGCUUCUGCCCGGCUGAGCUAUUCACCAACACCCGCUCUGACCUGGGCCCUUGUGAAAAAAUCCACGAUGAAAAUCUUAGAAUCACGUAUGAGAAAAGCUCUAGGUUCAUGAAGGAGGGCUAUGAGCGGGACUUCCUACGCUAUCUGCAGUCCCUCUUGGCAGAGGUGGAACGCCGGAUUCGUAGAGGGCACGCCCGCCUUGCCCUUUCACAGGCUCAGCAGAAUGCAGGGGGUCCUGGUCCAACAGGAAAGAAUGACGAGAAGGGUCAGGUUCUUACAGAAAAAAUUGAAGACCUAGUUUUGCAGAUUGAGGAGCUGGGGUCGGAGGGCAGAGUGGAGGAGGCCCAGGGAAUGAUGAAGCUGGUGGAGCAGCUAAAGGACGAGAGGGAGCUGAUCACCUCCACCCCCUCGACCAUCGAGAGCUUUGCAGCCCAAGAGAAACAGAUGGAGGUGUGUGAGGUGUGUGGGGCCUUCCUCAUUGUGGGGGACGCACAGUCCAGAGUAGACGACCACUUGAUGGGCAAGCAACACAUGGGCUACGCCAAGAUCAAAUCCACUGUGGAAGAGCUCAAGGAGAAACUUCGCCGUCGCUCAGAGGAACCCCAAGAUGAAAACCCAGCGCUAAAGAAGGACAGAGAAGACCGCGAGCAUGAGAGGGAGGAAAGGGAGAAAAAGCGCAAAGAGGAGGAAGAGAAGGAAAAAGAGCGAGAGAAGCGUGACAAGGAGAAGGAAAAAGAGAAGGAGCGCGAGAAGGAGCGAGACAAGGAGCGGGACAAGGAGCGGGACAGAGAUAGAGACAGGACAGAGAGAGAGGGACCGGAGGACACGCCGAAGCAACUCCAACAGUCGCAACUCCAGCCGAGCAUCGGACAGGAAGCGGAGCAGGUCCCGAGAUCGCCGGCGCUCCAGGAGCAGAGACAAGGAGAGGGAGAGGGAACGCAAGCGCAGCAGGAGCCGGGCAGGGAGAGGAAACGCAGUCGUGAGCGCUCCGACAGAAAGCGUCGCUCCCGUAGUCGUGACAGGAAGAAGUCACGCAGCGCAGAGCGCAAAUCUCACCGCCAUCGCAGCCGCAGCAAGGACAAGGACAGGGAGGAGAAGAAAGACAGGGACAAAGAGCGGUCAUCGAAAGACAAAGACCGUAAGGUGACGGAGGAGAGGAGCAGCUCUAAGAAAGAGAAGCACUCUGACGGCAAUGCAGCUGCCAUUAAGGCUUCGUCCGAACCAGAACCGAUGGAGAAAAAGGCGGCGGCCCCCGCCCCCCCUCAGAUUAACGGCCAGCAAGAGCUCCUCCAUUCUGAAGGGGACUCUGGGACUGGGAUAUUGUUGGAGGAAGAAGUGGAAGAGCGCACGCAUCCUUUCCCUGAACCUGACACCUCGCUGCUUAAAACAAGGUGAACCACAAAUGUGUAGUGGCUUAUUUAAAAUCACGAACGUACAUGUGUAAAUGAGAGGGGGGGAAUUAAUUUUCAUGUUCCAUCUGUCUAUCUUUUGGCCGGAUGAGGGUAGUCGGGUUCAUCUGAUGUAUUUCUUGGUCUAGAUGUCAGGCAGGCAUCUUUCUGAAUACCAAACUUAGAGCAGUUCGUUAUGGGUUUUUGUGUUCCUAUUUUAAAAGCCUUUACACAUCAUCCUUGUUUCUUGGCAUUUAGUGAAAUUGAAAUAAAUAAAAAUUGCUUGUGGUUUGUUUUGGUUUGUCAGGUUCCACUUCAAUCCCUGAACUUUUUAUAGUCAGUUAAAAGCGUAUGUACAAUGUUAGUCCUAUGACAGGGCGUUUCUUUUUUCUCUUCCACUCGGAGCUCACGUUGAUUGCUCUUGUCCCCUUACUGUAAAAAAGGAUUUUUGAUCAAACAUUCGAGGACUGAAGAUUUGUUUAAUUUUGCUCUGCUUUUAAUGUCCAUGUUGUCUCGGUGAAUAAAAAGUAAAAACUUG
Molecule: messenger RNA, 2205 nt
Organism: Gymnodraco acuticeps
Lineage: Eukaryota; Metazoa; Chordata; Actinopteri; Perciformes; Bathydraconidae
Gene: luc7l3
Product: LUC7-like 3 pre-mRNA splicing factor
Biological process (GO): mRNA splice site recognition
Cellular component (GO): U2-type prespliceosome; U1 snRNP
Molecular function (GO): mRNA binding
Source: RefSeq, a predicted model, not a curated record